CUUUCUGACUUGUCUCCCCUCCUUAAAAGUAUAAGAUGUAUUGUUAAAUUUGGUCAAUUUGAUUGAGACCCCACUUGUUAAAUAAACUUCAUAUGAACAAAUAAUUCACUGAAUUCAAAGAAGUCUGCUUAAUUAAAACCCCACUUGUUCCAGAAAAGAGGCUGAAGAUGAGCUUAAAAUCUCUUUGGUCAGAAUUAAAGGGAGUUGAUAAGUCAUCUCUCUACAUCUAUAACUUGAACUUUCUCCUUCUUUGUUUCUCCUACUUGAUCCUUUUGUCUCCAAAGUCCAAAGAUGGAAGAUCACCAAAACUUGUUCUUCAAGCUCAAAUCAGUCUUACCAAUCUUUCUAGCAAUCUUUAUACCAGAAGCUCUUUCAGCAGAUCCAAAUUUCGAAGCCUGUGUAUCUCGGAGCUGCGGUAAUGACAUCGAAAUAAGCUACCCUUUUCGGAUUUCUCCCUUACAAGAAUCCUACUGUGGUCACCCAGGCUUUGAUGUUAGCUGUAUAAAGGGAGAGCCAGUGAUUCAGAUAUCUGGUUAUGAAUACCUCAUCAAAAACAUCUCCUACAGUAAUAACACUCUCAUGGUGGUCAACGCCGAGGUUCUGCAAAACGAUUGCCAUGUUCCUCUGCAUAAUUUAACCUUCAAUGGCUCUCAAUUUGUGUUGGGUCAAACUACUGAAAAUCUCAACUUCUAUUACAAUUGCACAAGGUCUAUUCCCUCCAGGUACCUAUACUUUCCUAUUAAUUGCUCUAGCUACAACCUAGGGAAUCAGUCUUUUGCUCUCUAUGAACAUGACUUGGGAUUGCCAAACUUGAAUGAUUCUCUUGAGACAUGUAAUCCUAUUGUGAGUGCACCUGUGGAAAAGUAUAAUGGUAUGAGGAAUUAUGUGCAAUUGUUAGAUAUUGGCUACUCAGGGUUGAUAGAUGGAGGGUUUCAGUUGCAGUGGAAUGAGACUGCGAGUAGUUAUUGCAGUGAAUGCCAAGGAAGUGGUGGCCGCUGCGGAUUUUAUGAGGAAGAGUUCUGGUGCUUUUGCCAAGGGGAAUCUCAUAGUCAAAGCUGCGCUUCUGAGCCCUUGACAAGUUUGGCAAAGAAGCUGGUCUCAGCUUUGUCAGCCAUUGGUUAUGCAACAAUAUUAGGCACAAUUAUCUGGUACUUGAGAAGAUGGUUUUUGAAUAGAAGAAGAACUGCUCAAAUUGUUGAGGAUUUCAUAGAGAUGUAUGGAUCACCAACUGCGAGAAGAUAUAGUUAUUCAGAUAUAAAGAAAAUGACCAGCUCAUUUAAAGAAAAAUUGGGCCAAGGUGGUUAUGGCAGUGUAUUCAAAGGGAAGUUACAAGAUGGCCAUCUGGUUGCAGUGAAAGUCUUGCAUGAUUACUCUAAAAGUAAUGGAGGAGAAUUCAUUAAUGAAGUUGCAACCAUUAGUAAGACUUCCCAUGUUAAUAUCGUUAGUCUUUUAGGUUUCUGUUUUGAUGGAUCCAACAGAGCGCUCAUCUAUGAGUUUAUGCCCUAUGGAUCUCUUGAAAAGUUUAUCAACAAUAUGGAACCUGCAGAAAAAAGACCUCACCUUUGUUGGGAAAGACUAUAUCAAAUUGCAGUCGGCAUUGCUCGGGGAUUAGAGUAUUUACAUCGUGGUUGUAACACACGGAUUUUACAUUUUGACAUAAAACCCCAUAACAUUCUUCUAGAUGAAGACUUCUGUCCAAAAAUCUCUGAUUUUGGCCUUGCCAAACUAUGUCCUAGAAAAGACAGUAUUGUAUCAAUGACAGGUGCCAGAGGGACUGCAGGAUAUAUUGCACCUGAAGUGUUUUUUCGAACCUUUGGAGGAGUCUCACACAAGUCAGAUGUCUAUAGUUAUGGAAUGAUGGUACUAGAAAUGGUUGGGGGAAGAAGGAAUAUUGAUGGCCAAGUUGAUCAUACUGGUGAAAUAUAUUUUGAAAACUGGAUCUAUAAGUGUGUCGGACUAGGCAAGCAUGUAAGACUAAACGAGCCUAUGAUAGAAGAGGAUGAAGAAAUUUCCAAAAAGAUGGUUUUAGUGGGAAUGUGGUGCAUACAGGUUGAUCCAGCAAAUCGACCAUCAAUGAGCAAAGUACUGGAUAUGUUGGAAGGAAACCUUGAAUCUGUGCCAAUACCACCAACACCUUUCUUGUCUUCUUCUUCUUCAAGAGCACUUGUUGAUGUUCCCGUCAAAUAAACACCAUUAAUGGUAUGUGUCUUUCUUUUUUCUUUUUUGGAUAAGUUCCUUUGAUGUAAAUUUCUGUAAGAUAAACUAAAUUGAUUUAAGUGGGAAAAUUAGUCUACAUCUUUCUGCAAAGUGACACAUAUGUUAAGCAAUAUGGCCUUGUCAUUCAUUGGAAGACCUAAAGGAUAAGGAACAUAAUUGACAUCCAUAAAAUAAAGAAGUUAAGAUGUCGCUUGUCACAACACCCAGCUAUGUCCUCACGAACAAGCUGCAUUUAUUCUCCUCCUUUGACCUCCCCUCUCCUUCUUUCUCAAAAUCCAGCUCUGACCUCUACCUAUAUCUCAACGUAGCAAUGAAUCUCUCAUCUUCUAAUUUCAACAGUUUCUCUCCUCUUGUCUCCAGCUACCCUUUCUCCCAUUCUCUCAUCUCCAGCAAUUUAUGCAACUCCCAUGGCCUGAUUCGUGCAAGGAUUACCAUUUAAUUAUGGCAACCAAGUUCAUUCUUGGAUUCAGUGAUUUUUUACUUUGGCUUAUAUUCCCUUGUUUUAAGGUUAUUUUUUAUGUUAUAAGGCUUCAUACUGUUUCCUAUCAUAGUUUUUCUGGAACAGGGAUCAUAAGCUUAGGAAAAUUAGAAGUCCAGAGAAUCAAUAGUUGAGAUAUUAAUCCCAACCCCAGAAAAUUCCUGCCGGAUUCUUACCUGUGAGAAUUUUCAUUCACAAUUUUACGUGGUUGUUUCGAUCAAA
Molecule: messenger RNA, 2917 nt
Organism: Macadamia integrifolia
Lineage: Eukaryota; Viridiplantae; Streptophyta; Magnoliopsida; Proteales; Proteaceae
Product: LEAF RUST 10 DISEASE-RESISTANCE LOCUS RECEPTOR-LIKE PROTEIN KINASE-like 2.1
Exons: 3
Coding region: 292-2187 (631 amino acids)
Biological process (GO): protein phosphorylation
Molecular function (GO): protein kinase activity; polysaccharide binding; ATP binding
Source: RefSeq, a predicted model, not a curated record